Lachancea mirantina is the source of this 882-nucleotide messenger RNA. The record is from the annotation of a GenBank genome assembly. NCBI's taxonomy places the organism in Eukaryota, Fungi, Ascomycota, Saccharomycetes, Saccharomycetales, Saccharomycetaceae.
AUGGUUGGAGUCAAACGCUCUGCAGAGGCAAUCAGGAAUGAGACUUUCAUAAAGAAACAUCAAAAGGAGAUCAAAAAUCCGCUAGACCCUAAAACGGGUGUCUCGAACUGUAUUGUGGCUGUUCCAGUAUCCAUGUAUCUAUCAUUGGCACCAAUAUACUCUCAAAAGCCUCUGGAAGGAAUUGCCAAGCAGCAUUUGAACCCAAUGAUGAUGAAAUACAAUAACAAUGUUGACGGCGUGGUACUAGGAUUUGAGAAAGUGCGAAUUGAGGAUGCCAGUCCUUCAGAACUAGAAGGUGGCGCUCAGAAGCUGGUGAAGGUGACACCAGAUACUCCUUUUGCCUUUUUGUGGUGUAGUGCAAAGCUAUACGUAUGGCGUCCCCAAGUAGGCGAUGUGGUUGAGGGCUGGAUCUUCAUCCAGUCCCCUUCGCAUAUAGGUUUGUUGAUUCACGAUGCGUUCAAUGCUAGCAUAAGGACAAAUAACAUGCCCACGGAAUGGACUUUUAUAUCAAAUGAGGAAGAAAACGAGACUACCUCCGACAGCGAGACUGCCAAAAACCGGUCCAUGGGCCACUGGGUUGACGAGAAUGGUCAGCACGUGAACGGUAAACUAAGAUUCACAGUGCGAAACAUCUACAAGUCUGGUAGAGUUGUUUCCGUAGAGGGUACUUUAUUAACCGACGGUACUAGCCAAGCCCGCACACCAGCUGAAAAUCUGCCCGUUGUAUCAAACAAAAAAAUCAUUUUCGAUGACGAGGUGUCAACGGAAAACAGAGAAAGCCAUAAGGACCUUUCUUUGUCUAAAAGGGUCACAGAAGACAAUGGUGAAGAAAUAAUGUACGAGAAAAACUCGAGCGAUACUAGCUCAAGCGACAGCGACUAA